CUUGUGAUGGAAAUAGAAAUAAUGUAAAUAAACAAAGUGUUCUUUUCCUUUGGGAAUAUUUAUUGAAUUCUUGACACGAACAAUUAAUUCACUCGUGUCGAAAUGGAUACAACUGAAAUAGAAAAGAGUCUCUUGAUAAUAAUUCUGGAUGUCAAUCCAGUCCAGCGAAUCGUGAAACAAGAGGCGAAAAUUCUCACCCAAUGUAUAGACUCAGUAAUAGUAUUCGCAAACUCCCACCUGAUGCAGGCGUCCACCAAUGAUCUGGGGCUGAUAGCCUGUCACGGUCAGGGUGCGAAAUUCCUGUACCCAGAGACAGAGAAAUCGGUGGAAGUUCGGCAAUUCGAUGGUCAGUACGAGAAAUUUACUCUAGUGGAACGCACAGUGCGUCAGACACUCCAGGGGGUUAUCAAUGAGCUGAUAAACACGAGGCCUCUCAAUGGCGAGAGUCUCAUCUCUGGUGCUCUGUCAUUGGCACUUUGUUAUAUUGCGAGAUUAGAGAGGGAGAAAACUCCUGGUGAAAAAUUACACUCGAGGAUUCUCGUUGUUACUGGGAGCAAUGAUUCGGCGACGCAAUACAUGAAUUAUAUGAAUAUUUUCUUCACAGCACAGAAAAUGGGUGUUAUCCUCGAUGUCUGCAGCCUGGAUCAAGAAUUAACUCUGCUGCAACAAGCCUGCGAUAUAACAGGCGGGAAUUACUUGAAAAUUCCCCAGUUAGCCGGUCUUCUCCAAUAUUUACUGUGGGUCUUCCUGCCUGAUCCCGAGGUACGUGCAAAGCUCGUACUACCACCACCCGUUAAAGUCGACUACAGAGCAGCGUGUUUCUGUCAUCACGAAUUGAUCGAUAUAGGCUACGUCUGCUCGGUCUGUUUAUCAAUUUUUUGCAAGUUCAGUCCCAUCUGCACCACAUGCCACACUUUGUUCAAGAUGCCAGCUCCGAUACCAGUGAAAAUGAAGAAGAAAAAAAAAUUCGCUGAAAUUCAAUGAUCUCUAUCUCAAUCUAUCCCCUCACUAGUAGUGAAGUGCAGGUGAUGGCCAAACAUUUAUAUUUAUUAUUCUGUACACAAUUAUUUGCAUAAAUUUCAAUUUUGUAAUGAA
Molecule: messenger RNA, 1095 nt
Organism: Diachasma alloeum
Lineage: Eukaryota; Metazoa; Arthropoda; Insecta; Hymenoptera; Braconidae
Gene: Tfb4
Product: general transcription factor IIH subunit 3
Exons: 6
Coding region: 103-984 (293 amino acids)
Biological process (GO): regulation of DNA-templated transcription; nucleotide-excision repair
Cellular component (GO): transcription factor TFIIH holo complex; transcription factor TFIIH core complex
Source: RefSeq, a predicted model, not a curated record